UGAACAAGAAAGAUCUUAUAGUAGUGUUCUCAAUAGUUUAGGUGUAAUUUAUGAUGGUAUUGGUAAUUUUGAAAAAGCAUUCGAUUAUUGUCAAAAAUCGAUGAAAAUAUUAGAAAAAUUAUCCUCUGAUGAUGACAGUGCUAAUGCGUAUAAUUAUGAAAUAUUUGCUAAUAUAUAUUUGUAUAAUGGUGAACAAAAACUGGCGUUAGAAUUUUAUAAAAAAUCAUUGAAUUUAUUUAAAAUUACACGUCCACAUGAUAGUUUAAGUAGAGAACGAGUAGAAAAGAAAUUAGUAAAUAUUAAUUCAGAACAAACAAAUUUGGAAAUAUAA
Molecule: messenger RNA, 331 nt
Organism: Didymodactylos carnosus
Lineage: Eukaryota; Metazoa; Rotifera; Eurotatoria; Philodinida; Philodinidae
Source: the annotation of a GenBank genome assembly